GUUCCAUGGCCACCGAAAGGAUGCAUAGAUACACGUUUCUAACGGUGAGCAAGAAGAGAGGAGGGAAGCUCCUGAGAGAAAAGGGAAAAUAAAAUGGCGUAGAAAUUGUUCGGAGUGGGAGCUAGUGUCCAAAGCACCGUCAAUGUAGGCUGUUUGACCUGCAACGUCCAAAGAAAAGUGGAGCGGGCGAAGGUUGCGCACGUCGACCGGUUGCAUGGCCACUUGGCGGCCGUCGGGCAAAUCCUGGAAGGAGAAAUUUUCCCAGAGCUGUCGAAAUGGCGACUUGGAACGCGUGGAAGAGCUGCUCUCAACUAUGGAUGAUAGCGAGGAUGACGGGGGCUAUGCGUUGUGGACAGCAUCCGGAUAUGGCAUGCAGAAGCUCAUCCUGUCCAUCCUCAAUCUAGGAGUCAAUGUCAACUCCCAAUGUGAACAGGAUGGUAUGGCAGCACUUCAUCGAGCUGCAAAAAAUGGACACCUGGAGGCGGCCGGAGUACUGAUCGGUGGAUCCGCGAAUGUCAACGCUGCAACUCUGGAUGGCUCGACACCGCUACACCUGGCGUCACGAGGUGGUCACAUUCCAGUGAUCAAGAAGCUCAUCUGCUGUGGGGCUGACGUCAACGCCCAGACAAUAGAUGGCUCCACAGCGUUGCACUUUGCGUCGCACAAUGGCCAUCACAAGGUUGUCCGUAUCUUGGUUGACGCUGAUGCAGACGUUGCUAUUGGCACAAAGGAUAUGACCACUCCUUUGCACUGCGCAGCGAUUCUGGGCUCACUGGACAUCGCCAUCAUCCUGUUUGAGGCUGGUGCUAGCCCAUGUGUGGCGGAUCAGGAGGGUCUAACGCCGUUGCACAUUGCGGCCAAGCAUGGACACAGCGGACUGUUGGAGUUGCUUGUCUCUGCGGGUGCGAAUCUUUGGGAAUUGACUAAGGACAAUGAGACGGUGUUGCAUUUGUGUGCGGAGACCGGCAACUCCGCCGCUGCAAGUGUACUGAUACAUGCCAGCAAGGAGAGAGGUGUCAAGGCGAAGGUCAGCAACCGGUGGAGCGUUGCAAAUCUUGAGACGGCUUGCGCUGCUGGUGCUCGUGCAGGUGCCCAUGCUGCUGGCAGCAGUGGCAACCGAGCUAGUGCUGGUGUUGCUACUGCUGCAGCUGCGGAUGCUACUGCCUGUGGUGGUCUACGCGCUGCUACCCCAACUACUGCAGCUACCGUUGAUGCUGCUAUGAAGCCUGCAUUGGAAGAACUCGACUAUCUUCACCUAAAGAACAAGGACGGCAAGACGGCAUUGCACUUGGCCGUGUUGAAGAAAUGCUACAACCUGGCCCAGGACCUCAUGUGCGCUGGUGUGGACCCAAAGAUUACGGAUGAGAAUCAAUGUACUCCAUUGCAUUAUGCGGCUCAGCACGAGUUCUUAGAGAUAAUCCGCUUGCUGCUGGAUCAUGGCGCGAAUCUCAACGCCAAGAACUCGGAUGGGCAGACUGCGCGUGAUCUUGCUGUGCAAGUACAAGGCCGUCAUGGACGAGCAGUUGCGAUCCUGGAGAAUGCGGCAAUGGUGAUGCAACUUCUUCAGUAUGGCACCUGUGAUUGCGAGGAUGUUACCAUUGCCAUUGGCGGUGCUCCCGGUGCUGGCAAGACAACGUUUGUUGAUUCUUACGGAGUUACCCGGGUGGAGGGGAUUUUCCGCUACGAGAACUCCCGUGAUCGCGGCGCUACAGACCCGGCAACGCGCACUCGAGGUAUUCGCCUGGUGGCGGUCAAGGACACGUCGGGUCGAGUGCACACCAAACACUUCAUGGACUUUGGUGGGCAUGAGGAUUUCAUACCUGCGCAUAGCCUCUUCCUCAGCGAGAGCAGUACGCCGUCGCUAGCAAUACUUCUUCUUGACGGAUCCAAAGACGAGUCCGACAUGGCUCAGCAACUCGAGCAGUGGUGCGGUGUAUUCAUCAGCUGUAACCGCGAGCUGCCGAGGAGAGAGAAGCAGACGGGUCCCUGCGGUGCAGAGGCGUUCGCAAUGAUGCCCGAUCGUCGCAUGCCAAUGAUUGUGAUUGUCAGCCGAGGAACGAGCUUGGACGGGGGAAAGCGCCAGCGCAUCUGGGACCUCUAUCAGAGCGUGUGCGGAAAGUUCCGCAUGUACUUGGACUUUGAGCAGGAGCCUAUCUUCUUGGACUGCCGCAAAUCCUACUCGGAGAAGAUGGUUGCAUUGCGAGCAAGAAUAAAUGCAAUCUCCAACAGGCUGAUGAAGCAAGCUGGGCAGCAGCCACGCUUAAUACAGGCGAUCCGAAAGGCCCUGCCAAGGGUACGCAAGCACGUUGGCAAGCCGUUCUGCUAUCGACCGGCGUUCACUGCUGCUCUGCUGGAUGCGCUCAAGGCCGACGGCAAGGCGACCAACUCGAUCGAUUUCAGCGGCUCUUCGGCGCGGCAAGCGAUUGAACCAGCUCUGCGCCUUCUCUCGUGCUAUGGCGAGCUUGUGACUUUUGAGUCGCCCACACUGAAAGAUACUAUUGUCAUCGAGCCAGAAUGGUUGCUGACGACAAUCGUCGGCCAGCUCUGCUCCCCGAAGUUCUUUUUCCCUCAGCUGCGCGUCACGUUUGAGAAGGGCCGGGCGGCCAAAGAAGACGUUGUACAGCGUCUUACCGCGCCGCACCAGCCCGGCGCAAUGGUGCUGGACAUGCUGAUGCAGCUAGGACUGUGCGUCGUUGAGCAGAACAACGUGAUCGUGCCCAGCAAGCUGCCACCGCUGGACAGCGAUCACACGCAGAUAGGCAACUGGCAGGCCAGGACCACGCCGCUCAAGUACGCCGGGGUGCGCUUCUCCUGCGAGGAGAGCAUCCCUCUCUCCGCCGGAUUUGUCGUCCUGCUGCAGACACGCACGUUCUCCGAGUUUCAACAGCAGCAGGGCAAAAUAUCUCGCCUGUGGCUGCGCGGCGUCGGUGUAUCCCCCUGUGCCAGUGAAGUUCAGGGAACCAUCGGGGUUCACCCGACACGCUUGGCCGUGGACGUGGCAGUACGAGGUCCAGCCGGCAGCCAGCGCGACAUGUUUGCACUGCUUCACAUCCUUUGCGAGUUGGUCGUCAGCUCAGCGACUCAAUACAGCCCAGGCACGGUGCUGUGCAAGCUGGUUCUCAGUGCUGCUGAGCUUCAAGACAAGGUGGAGACCCCCACACUCGCAUACCCGGGCGUCACCUAUCUCCCGAGCGACGUGGAGAACGCUAUCCGCGGCAAUCGCAUUGUGGAGAGCACGGACAGCGAAGUCAGCGACCGAGCUCUAGAUCUCCUACACUUGCCGCCAACUCACAUCCACCUGAUUUCUGCAUGCAGCCUGGAGAAGCUGUGUGAGGUAUUGGACACUCCGAGCGAUCGCGACUGGAAACAUCUUGCCGAGCGUCUGGGCUUCACGUGUGCUGAGAUCUCGACCAGCAUUGGCCAGACUCCUGGCUCCAAGACGGCUGCAUUACUACAGCGCUGGGCCAGAAAAAGUCCAAACAACUGUGUGGAGCGUCUGCUACGUGUCCAGGAACACCCGAGCAAAGGCAAUAUACCUGCGGCCAAGAUCCUGCGCGAGGAGCUGCAAAAGCCAUUCCUUGGUACACCCAAUCUCUUUGUGGCUCGCAAGAUGGGCUGCAGGGACUUGUGGAUAAGUCAUCACGGAGUCAGCUUCACACUGGAUAGUGAGGAUCAGUGACAGGACUGCCGGAAACAGUUUUCAAUUGGUCUGGCCAUAUACCAUACAUACUUUGUGUAUAAUAUGGCAGGGACAUAUGCCAUCCUCAGCAGUAAACGUGUGUUGACACAGUUGAUCCGGUGUCAACUGAGUGGAGAUGGAAGAUUUCCGGCCGGACCCGGAAAGACGUUUGAAUGGUGCCUGGUGCUCCUCGUAGUGUGCAUGUGUGUGUGUGCAUGUGUGUCCAUGUGUGUGUGCGUGUGUGUGUGUGCGUGCGUGUGUGUGUGUGUGUGCGCGUGUGUGUAUGUGCGUAUGUGCCUGUGCGUCUGCAUGUGUGUGCGUAGGAUUGCAUGCAGGAUGUCGAAUGAAUAACUUUAUCUGUUGUAAAGCAUGCCCAUUCCUUUGGCCUCUGCAGUAAAUGCAGAAGGAACUGCUCAGGCUCUGUGCACACAGCCUGUUCACUGGAUGCCAGUGCUGCCUCUUUUUUCAUUUUCAUUUGAAGAUGUAUUUUUUCAUAAUCAGCACUCUGCUGCAAUGAAGAUCUUGUUAAUUGCUAGUGCAUGAAACAGAGCCCACUAGGCAUUCUAUGAACGAUAGGGACUUCUUUUGAAUUAUGCCUUGACAUCAUCACUAUGUUCGUUGACACGCAUUGCCAGUCUUUCGCUUUCUCCCACUUGUUUAAAAAAAAUCUUUAUUAGAGGUGAUAUGUUGUCUUCGAUCUGUGCGGCA
Messenger RNA from Sycon ciliatum, 4387 nucleotides. RefSeq lists its product as uncharacterized. Gene Ontology annotation, biological process: signal transduction. The coding region runs from base 215 to 3679 and encodes 1154 amino acids. NCBI's taxonomy places the organism in Eukaryota, Metazoa, Porifera, Calcarea, Leucosolenida, Sycettidae. The record is from RefSeq and is a predicted model, not a curated record. The transcript has 16 exons. Gene Ontology annotation, molecular function: protein binding.